Wallemia mellicola CBS 633.66 is the source of this 1328-nucleotide messenger RNA. Its product is annotated as CRAL/TRIO domain-containing protein. The transcript is spliced from 7 exons. Bases 355 to 1278 code for a protein of 307 amino acids. The record is from RefSeq and is a predicted model, not a curated record. NCBI's taxonomy places the organism in Eukaryota, Fungi, Basidiomycota, Wallemiomycetes, Wallemiales, Wallemiaceae.
GUCAGGAGAUCUACAGAAUAUCUGAGAGAUAAAGCUACUAUAUUUCGCUUCCUAAAGAAAUCACAUUAUAAAGAGGAGGAAACGUAUGAGAGAAUAAAAAAUCAUUUGAUAAUAAGGUUGCAAUCAAAUUUAGAUCAGCUCGACCAACCGGCAUUAUUGGAAGUUGACGAUGGGAGCGAAUGUCCGGUGGGGUACUUCUUGAAGGAUAUACGUGAAAGCAGAGGCAGAUUGGUGUUAGUUGUGUCUUUGUCGAAGGUUCUACCGCGACAUGAUGACAUCGAUAACGGUGAUGAUGAUGAUGAUGAUAAUGACACUUUUGAUGAGAUUAAGGAGAGUAUUCUCUAUUUAUGGGAAAUGGGACGUAAAAUGAUGCACCAUCAUGCUAUACAAGAUGGUUCAUAUGACAAUUACUUGGAUUUCUUGACAGUUAUAGACGCCUCAGGUGCAAGUAUGUCGAAUAUUCAUUACGAGCUCGUUAAAUUCUUUGUCGAUAUCAUAUCGGCGCAUUUCCCUAACACAAGUAAACAAAUUAUUGUUCUGAACAGUAAGGUUUGGACUAACACUCUCUGGACAGUAGCCAAGCCAUUACUUCCAAAGAAGAUUGUCGAGAGAAUAUCAUUCCCCAACAAAACCAAGUUAUGUGAGUUGUUUGACAUCAAUAAGCUGCCUUCCCAUCUCGGCGGGAAGAAAGAUUAUGAUAGUGUAUCAGAUUACGGAAUAACGAAGAUGAAAUCACAACUACCUUCACAUAACUCCUCUAGAACUACAUUAUGGUAUACACCUAAUGCAUCCCCGCGACAGACUCCAAGUAUUACACCAGCUAGUUCGCAGACGAACAUUCCAGCGAUUGUUAACAAGAUACCAAAUUUUCCAUUGAAGAUACGAAAGGGAACUAAAAAUAAUGAUACCAGAAAGUCGGUGAGAGUUUAUGACAUACUUGGCUACAAAGAACGAAUAGCUACAUGGCAUAAGGAUAGACUGGCUGAUAAUAUUGUCGAUCGUGACGCAGACAAUGGAUUGAAGACUCCCAUUUCAGCGUCUAGUGGUGUUGGUACGCCUGUAACAGUACUCGAUAGAUACAGCUACCUAAAUCCGAGAUAUGGAUAUAAAACUAUAUACAAGAUUAGCAAGAGUAAUGGAAAGCUGACGAUAGAAUCGAAGCCAGUAAUGAUGGACUUGAUAGUAACUUUGCUGCAUUUAACACUAAGGAGAUACUCGAAGUGGAUCAAAGUGGCUAGUUUAUUAUUCAUCAUACUCAUACGACAAAAAGUAAGCUAGAAGAGAAGAGAAUAAAUAAUAAAUAAGAUUAAAUGAUGUUAAAAGUUAAA